Plasmodium adleri (nom. inval.) is the source of this 1233-nucleotide messenger RNA. Its product is annotated as conserved Plasmodium protein, unknown function. Gene Ontology annotation, molecular function: translation elongation factor activity. Gene Ontology annotation, biological process: mitochondrial translational elongation. Lineage: Eukaryota; Apicomplexa; Aconoidasida; Haemosporida; Plasmodiidae. The transcript has a single exon. Gene Ontology annotation, cellular component: mitochondrial matrix. The record is from RefSeq and is a predicted model, not a curated record. Bases 1 to 1233 code for a protein of 410 amino acids.
AUGCUAGUUCUUAUGAACUUACGUAAAUACCUAAGUAAAACACAUUUUCAAAAAUGUAAUUUUAAUACUUGCUCUUCCAACAUGUUAUCUAACGAAAAAUUAAAUAAGAUUAAAGAAUUUCGAAAGAUAACUAAUUUGUCAAUUGGUAUUUGUAAAAAUAUUUUAAAUAAGAACGAUUACAAUAUUGUAAAUAGUAUAAAUUAUAUUUUUCAAAAUUUUAAUACGAACUAUGAAAAAAAAGAUAAAAAAUUGGCAGAAGGUUUUUAUUGCUUUACACAACAUGAAAAUGUCAUAGGCUUAACUGAAUUAAAUUGUUAUAAUGAUUUAAUAUCAGAAAAUAUACAUUUUAAAGAAUUAUUAAUUAACUUGUGUAAUAAUUUAACGCAAUAUUAUAUAAAUAAAAAGGAUAUACAACCAGAAGUUGAUAAAAAUACUCAAAAUGUUAGAAAAAUACAAAAUGACUCAUUUUUGCAUAAUAAAGUGAUUUAUAAUUAUAUCCCUCUAUAUUAUAAAUCAAAUAACAUUAUAAAUGUUGAUAAAAAAUUAGAAAACAUAAGUGACAUAAAUAUAUUUAAGGAAAUAUAUUUUAAUAGAUCAUUGAAACAAUUAAUUAAUUAUACCUCUUUUAUUUUAAAUGACUUUAUCUUUUUCAGAAAUUAUUUUUUGAUAUAUGAUAUGAAUAAGCUUCUAUCAAAUAGGAAGAACAUGCAUAUAAUUAAAAAAUACUAUUAUCAUAAAGAAGUGAAUAUUGAAAAUUUUAUCUUGUGCAAAGGCUUCUCAUUUACAUUUUUAUUUAUUGAAUCUAAUAAAAAUUUAGAUGAAUUUACAGAAUUAUUAUUAGAAAAAUUAUCCUAUCUUAUAUGCAUAAAUAUAUUAAUAUAUAAAUCUAAACAUUGUUCAAAAGAUCCAAAAUUUUUUGAUAUUCAUUCAUGUCUAGAAAACAAGCUUUCUAAUUUAUCUAAAAAUGAAAUAAAUAAUGAUAACAAUAAUUUAAAUAAAGAAAAUACUGUGCCUAAUGAAAUAUAUAUUAAUGAUAUAAUGACAGAAAAAAUACAAUCAUUCGAAAUAAUAAGUCAAUGUCUUAAUGAUUCAAAUAAUAAAAACUUCAAACUUCAUAAUACUGAUAAUAUAACUUUUAUAGAAUUAUUUAAUAUAUUAGAAAACGAAUUGCAGAUAAAAAUUUUUCCUAAAAUAAUAUACUCCAUGAUUAAUGAAGAUUUGGUUAUCCUAUAA